Molecule: messenger RNA, 1449 nt
Organism: Mustela lutreola (European mink)
Lineage: Eukaryota; Metazoa; Chordata; Mammalia; Carnivora; Mustelidae
Gene: KLK7
Product: kallikrein related peptidase 7
Exons: 5
Coding region: 58-825 (255 amino acids)
Biological process (GO): proteolysis; positive regulation of antibacterial peptide production
Molecular function (GO): serine-type endopeptidase activity
Source: RefSeq, a predicted model, not a curated record
CGCAGGAGAGACCCUUGCUCUGCCUGGCAGCCCCAGGAGAGGCUCAGAGAGGUCACCAUGGCAGGAUCCCUUCUCUUGUCCCUGCAGUUCCUGCUACUAACCUUAGUCCUGCGAUCUGCUGGCCAAGAAGGUGACAAGAGUGGGGAGAAGAUUAUUGAUGGAGUCCCAUGUACAAGAGGCUCUCACCCCUGGCAGGUGGCCCUGCUCAAGGGCGAUCAGCUCCACUGUGGAGGUGUGCUGGUCAAUGAACAGUGGGUGCUCACUGCCGCCCACUGCCUGAUGAGUGAAUACAACGUGCACAUAGGCAGUGAUCAGCUGGGUGACAAUAGAUCCCAGAAGAUCCGUGCCACAAAGUCAUUCCGCCACCCCGGCUACUCCACUCAGACUCAUGUUAAUGACCUCAUGCUUGUGAAGCUAAGUAGACGAGCCAGGCUAUCAUCGAAUGUGAGGAAAGUCAACCUGCCCUCUCGCUGUGAACCCCCUGGGACCACAUGCACUGUUUCUGGCUGGGGCACCACCACCAGCCCUGAUGUGACCUUUCCAUCAAAGCUCAUGUGCACGGAUGUCAAGCUCAUCUCCUCCCAGGAUUGCAAGAAGGUUUACAAGGACCUACUGGGAAAAUCCAUGCUGUGUGCUGGCAUCCCCAACUCCAAGACCAACACCUGCAACGGUGACUCAGGAGGACCACUGAUGUGCAAAGGUACCCUGCAAGGCUUGGUGUCCUGGGGAACUUUUCCUUGUGGCCAACCCAAUGACCCAGGUGUCUAUACCCAAGUCUGCAAGUAUGUCAAAUGGAUAAAGGAGACCAUGAGAAAGCAUCGCUGAUCUCUGCAUGCCUCCCACCUCUCCAUCCAUACACCCUCAACCAGAAAUUCACAGAAAUAAGGACGUGAUGAACUGUAAUCAUAUUUGACUUUACCUUUCCUCAAGGACAAAUUUAAACCUCAGCAAUACGACACGUGUGUAAACCAAUCAAGUUAGCAAAGACUUAAAACCAGCAUGAAACACAAAAACCUCAGUGCUGGUAGAGAUGCAGUGAAACCAGCACUCUCAACUAAUGGAACUGUAAAUCGUGCCAUUUUUGCGGAAGGCCGUUUUGCAAGGUGGAUUGAGACACUUGUUGAUCCUGUGACUCUAGUUGAGGAAGAUACUACUCAAAAAAAGAGGGGAAAAAAAAUCCAAAGUGUAGAGCAAGGUUUGAAUUCAUCACAUUAUUUAUCAUAGCAAAACAGUGGAAACACUCAACAUGUCCCAGAUUAGUGGAUUGUUUAUGUAAACAAUAGGCCUGUUUGGGGCGGGAUAUUAGGAAGCUGUUAAGGAUAAUAACUUUGCAGAAUUGUUAGUGCUAUGCAAGAAUGUUUGUUCUAUCAUGGAACAUGAAAAAAGAAAGAUACAAAUGUGUGUGUAACUCUUGCUGUGCAAAAUGAAAUGUUUACAGAAUAAAAUCUG